This is a messenger RNA of Strongyloides ratti, 543 nucleotides long. RefSeq names its product 60S ribosomal protein L17. The transcript has a single exon. The record is from RefSeq and is a predicted model, not a curated record. Bases 1 to 543 code for a protein of 180 amino acids. Gene Ontology annotation, molecular function: structural constituent of ribosome. Gene Ontology annotation, biological process: cytoplasmic translation. Lineage: Eukaryota; Metazoa; Nematoda; Chromadorea; Rhabditida; Strongyloididae. Gene Ontology annotation, cellular component: cytosolic large ribosomal subunit; ribosome.
AUGACUAAAGUCCACUAUUGUGCUCAUCCAGAAAAUAACACCAAAUCAGCUAAGGCUCGUGGAUCAGAUCUUCGUGUUCAUUUCAAAAACACUCAUGAGACAGCUCGUGCUAUUGCCAAGAUGCCUCUUAAACGUGCACAAACAUAUCUCGAGAAUGUUAUUAAUAAGAAAGAAAUAAUUCCAUUCCGUAGAUUCAAUGGUGGUGUAGGAAGAAAAGCUCAAGCUAAAGCUUUUAACACAACUCAAGGAAGAUGGCCAGAAAAGUCAUGUCAAUUCAUCCUUCAACUUUUAAAGAAUGCUGAAAGCAAUGCUGAAUGCAAAGGACUUGAUGCCGAACGUCUUGUUAUCGAACACAUUGUUGUCCAAAGAGCAGCUAAAAUGCGUAGACGUACCUAUCGUGCUCAUGGACGUAUUAAUCCUUUCAUGUGCUCUCCAUGCCAUGUUGAAGUUAUUAUCUCUGAACAACCAGAAACCGUUUCCAAACCAGCUGUUCCUUCUGAGAAGUCAAAGAAAUCAAAAAAGACAAAGCAAGUUACUGCUUAA